GGCAAAGGAGGGCUGGGCUACACAUAUUCGAAAAUAGCCGCUGUUGGGUGUUAAAUCUCCGGAGGUAAACUACUGCAGAAAGUCGGUAGUUAGAUUUAACUGCUCCAGAACGAGAGGCAGCCGGCGGUGGGGAUCUUGCAGCAUUGAUGGUAGAGUCUGACCACUGCUCAAAGCCUUCUCCUGCACAUCCCAAAGAUUCUCAAUGAGAAAUGGCACAGCGUGUAGCUGUGAACGAUGCUAAUGGAUCCAAACGAACGUCAAGGGUUCGUGUUGCGGUGCGGCUUCGGCCCUACAUGGACAAGCAGGAUGAAAAAGGAGAAGGACCCUGCGUCCGUGGAUUAGGACCCCAGUCUUUAGAGAUCACCAACUGGAGGAAUGCAACAGAGACUCUGCAAUAUCAGUUUGAUGUUUUCCAUGGAGAGCAAACGACUCAGCAGGAAGUGUUUUUGUCCUCAGUGAAGCCCCUUAUCCCUCACAUCCUUAAUGGACAGAAUGCUAGUGUAUUUGCCUAUGGACCCACUGGAGCUGGAAAGACCCACACCAUGCUGGGCAACCAGGACAAUCCGGGGGUGAUCCCAAGGGCUGUACGUGAAGUGUUCCAACUGGUGAACACCCAAGAGAGAGACCAGGAUGAGUGGAAGUUCUCUGUCGAAAUGUCAUAUUUGGAAAUCUACAAUGAAAAGGUUUUGGAUCUCUUAUCUCCAAGCUCUCAGGAUCUGCCAAUCCGUGAAGACAAGGAUAGAAACAUCGUCAUCCCAGGCCUGACUCUUACUCGCCUCUCCUCCUUCUCGGAUUUUCACACUCACUUUGUACCUGCCAGUCUGAAUCGUACCACAGCCUCCACCAAACUCAACCAGCGCUCCAGCCGGAGCCAUGCAAUUCUUCUCAUUAAGGUGGUGAAGUCUCAGCGUGUUCCACCUCAUCGACAGCUGACUGGGAAACUCUACCUAGUUGACCUGGCCGGCUCAGAGGACAACCGGCGCACAGGUAAUCAGGGUAUACGCCUGAAGGAGAGCGGUGCCAUCAACCUGUCCCUCUUCACUCUCAGCAAAGUGGUGGACAGUUUAAACGCUGGGACCGUGGGCCGUGUGCCGUACAGAGACAGUAAACUCACCCGCCUGCUACAGGAUUCGCUGGGUGGCUCCGCCCAUUCAGUGAUGAUUACAAACAUCGCUCCUGAGUACAAGUACUACUUCGAUACUUUCACCGCCCUCAAUUUCGCUGCCAAGUCCAAGCAAAUUGUCAACCGACCGUUCGUCAGAGAGACCGUGGCGGCUCCCACAAAUGUUACAGGUAAAAGGUCAAGAGAAGAGCAGGAGGCUGGGGGACCAGGAGAACCACAGAAUAAGAGGUUGAAGGAGAAUAAAAAAGGGGAAAUACCAUCACCACAAACACAGCCACACAGCCCGGCCGAUACGUCAGUGUUGGACAGGCUUCUGGCUCUGGAGAAAAUGAUGUUGGGCUCCCCAGAGAAAGAGAGACUCAAUUUGCUGAAGACAGUCGCGCAGUCCCGCAAAGAGAUCCAGAAACUAAAGGAGAAGCAGAAGGAGUUGGAAGAGAAGGCAGACAUGUUAAAUAAACUUACGGGUGGUCAGGAUAAACUGAAGGAUGAGAAAGACGGUGGUGCCCCUCUCUUCAGGUCAGACCUGAACCUUUUAAACAGGAAGCAGUCAACUGCAGCCAAACCCAGGAAACAGCAGGCAGUUGUUAUUCCAUUACAGGUGAGUCAUGUGCAGCCGUUGCAGCAGUGUGCUGUGGUUUGGAAACCAUCAAAAGAAAAAUUGAGCAAGGACAAAAAAACACUGCAGGAGGUCAUAAAGGGUAAAGAGAACAGUGGUCCGGAGCCCUCCUGUGAUGGAGAGUUGAACUGGGAGUCGCGACUAGACUCCUCACUACUAGAGCAGUCCAAAAAGAAAAUCCUUGACACGCUGAACUCUGGAUCACUGAAAGAGCUGAAAAGCCUGCAGCUCAUUGGUGAUAAAAAGGCCAAACUCAUUCUGGGCUGGAGAGAAGUUAAUGGAGAUUUCACACAGGUGGAUGACUUAAAGAAAAUUGAAGGCAUUACAGCGAAGCGUUUCUCAUCUUUUAUUAAGGCCAACAUUCUCAGUGCAAUGGGGAAGUGAUCAUGUAUGCUUUUUUUCUUUCUGUGAAUAGUAGAAGUAAUGGACAUACCUGUCAAGUCUCCCGUUUUGGCCGGGAAACUACCGUAUUUUACUCCUCUUUCCCGCCGUCCUCCCGUAUUAGUAUUUUCCCGUAAAUUUCCCGUAUUAUACUAAAUAAAAAAA
Molecule: messenger RNA, 2285 nt
Organism: Astyanax mexicanus (Mexican tetra)
Lineage: Eukaryota; Metazoa; Chordata; Actinopteri; Characiformes; Acestrorhamphidae
Gene: kif22
Product: kinesin family member 22
Exons: 14
Coding region: 210-2123 (637 amino acids)
Biological process (GO): microtubule-based movement; mitotic spindle organization
Molecular function (GO): microtubule binding; microtubule motor activity; ATP binding
Source: RefSeq, a predicted model, not a curated record